CCGAACCGGACAUACACGUGUCCUCUUGGUUCCUGCGGCCGUCUGUUCAAACGGCUUGAGCAUCUUAAACGCCAUCUGCGCACGCAUACCAUGGAACGCCCGUACUUGUGCCAACAGUGUGGCAAACGGUUUUCGCGUUCGGACAAUUUGGCCCAACACCGCAAGACGCAUGAUCGG
Messenger RNA from Zychaea mexicana, 177 nucleotides. RefSeq lists its product as uncharacterized. The record is from RefSeq and is a predicted model, not a curated record. Gene Ontology annotation, cellular component: Tec1p-Ste12p-Dig1p complex; Ste12p-Dig1p-Dig2p complex; nucleus. Lineage: Eukaryota; Fungi; Mucoromycota; Mucoromycetes; Mucorales; Lichtheimiaceae. The transcript has a single exon. Gene Ontology annotation, biological process: sexual reproduction. The annotation marks the transcript as partial. Gene Ontology annotation, molecular function: DNA-binding transcription factor activity.